Molecule: messenger RNA, 610 nt
Organism: Staurois parvus
Lineage: Eukaryota; Metazoa; Chordata; Amphibia; Anura; Ranidae
Source: the annotation of a GenBank genome assembly
AAUGAGAGCUGUCUCCGGGGAGAGCGGAUAUAGUGAAUGCGGGGUCCGGGGAGAGCGGAUAUAGGGAAUGCGGGGUCCGGGGAGAGCGGAUAUAGUGAAUGCGGGGUCCGGGGAGAGCGGAUAUAGUGAGUGCGGGGUCUGGGGAGAGCGGAUAUAGUGAGUGCGGGGUCCGGGGAGAGCGGAUAUAGUGAGUGCGGGGUCCGGGGAGAGCGGAUAUAGUGAGUGCGGGGUCCGGGGAGAGCGGACGUGGCGAGUGCGGGGCCCGGGGAGAGCGGACAUGGUGAAUGCGGGGUCCGGGGAGAGCGGAGGUGGCGAGUGCGGGGUCCGGGGAGAGCGGAGGUGGCGAGUGCGGGGUCCGGGGAGAGCGGAUGUGGCGAGUGCGGGGUCCGGGGAGAGCGGACGUGGCGAGUGCGGGGUCCGGGGAGAGCGGACUAGGGGAAUGCGGGGUCCGGGGAGAGCGGACUAGGGGAAUGCGGGGUCCGGGGAGAGCGGACGUGGUGAGUGCGGGGUCCGGGGAGAGCGGACUAGGUGAAUGCGAGGUCCGGGGAGAGCGGAGGUGGCGAGUGCGGGGCCCGGGGAGAGCGGACUAGGUGAAUGCGGGGUCCGGGGA